CUUGUCCAGUCACAAGCUCACAGUCUCUUUGCCCUGCACCCUCUCCGUUCCUUAUCCCUCUUGUCUCACUCUCAGAAUUUCUGAAUAGCCAGAAAGAUAUACUUCUGCUUUCUUUUACAAAGGAUACCUGCACUCCCUUUCAGCAUGGCUGACCGCACAGUUCCCCACGCAUACCCUAUGAGUGUUAAUUAUGAGAUGUGCACUCCUGCUCGGAUAUAUGACCAGAACUUUGCAGAAGCACUAAGUCCUCAGGACCUGAUGUCUCCGGUGCUAUACCAUGGAUACUACAUCCGUCCACGUAUUAACAAGCAGCUGGAGAGGGGUUUCUCGCAGGUGGACAGCGAGGAUGACUGGUACCGUGUUCUCCUAGACGUCUGUCAGUUCACGCCAGACGAGCUGAGUGUGCGAACUGUAGACAACCUCCUGGAGGUGACUGGGCGCCAUACGCAGAAGAUGGACCAACAUGGCUUUGUUUCCAGAGAGUUCACACGCACCUACAUCCUUCCUAUUGGUGUUGACCCACUGCUGCUGCAAGUGUCUAUAUCUCAUGAUGGGAUUAUGUGCAUCCAGGCACCAAGGAAGGUCCAGGAUCUAGAGCCUAAAAUCAAUGAGCUCAAGAUCAAAGUGGACAAGAAGGGAGGGAAGAGCUGCUAAAGUGGACUGCCAAGUUCAAAUUUUUUUUUU
Messenger RNA from Pangasianodon hypophthalmus (striped catfish), 684 nucleotides. RefSeq names its product heat shock protein, alpha-crystallin-related, b2 (gene hspb2). The transcript has 2 exons. The record is from RefSeq and is a predicted model, not a curated record. NCBI's taxonomy places the organism in Eukaryota, Metazoa, Chordata, Actinopteri, Siluriformes, Pangasiidae. Bases 145 to 654 code for a protein of 169 amino acids. Gene Ontology annotation, molecular function: protein folding chaperone; structural constituent of eye lens. Gene Ontology annotation, biological process: protein refolding; response to heat.